Molecule: messenger RNA, 651 nt
Organism: Sparassis crispa
Lineage: Eukaryota; Fungi; Basidiomycota; Agaricomycetes; Polyporales; Sparassidaceae
Exons: 3
Coding region: 1-651 (216 amino acids)
Biological process (GO): endoplasmic reticulum to Golgi vesicle-mediated transport
Cellular component (GO): TRAPP complex
Source: RefSeq, a predicted model, not a curated record
AUGACAAUACACAGCUUGUACAUCUACGACAGACACUGCGCAUGCGUCUAUUACCAGGACUGGCACCGCACAAACCGUCCGAGACCCGCUGUAGAGGGCGGCAUUCUCCCCGCGGUCUCUCUCGCCGUCUUCCCCCGCCAGGAGGAGCCCGCUCUAGAUAGCACGCUGGCUCUCACCACUCCUCGCAGCACUCUCUCUUCUGCCUCGGGUGUCGUCGUCGCAGUGAAUGAUGAUGUGCCUCGCUCACCACUGCCUCAGCCACCGUCCGCAGCAUCUACAUCCCACCCCCAGGCAUCUAGCGCUGCGCUUCCAUUCCACGAAGAAGCCAAGCUCGUCUACGGCGUCGUCCUAUCACUGCGCAACAUGAUCAAGAAAAUAUCCGGAAGGGACGAGCAGUUCGUGAACUACCGGACAUCAACGUACAAGCUUCACCUGUAUGAGACGCUCUCGGGGUACAAGUUCGUCAUACUCAGCGAUCCGGAAGCGGAUUCUCUCCGCUUCGUUUUGCGCCAGAUCUACGCCGGUCCCUUCUUAGAGUAUGUCGUUCGCAACCCUCUUAUGGGCAUGGACUCGCGUGAACAUGGCAUAGACAACGAAUACUUCCGUGCCGGUACCGACCGCUUGAUCAGAAGUCUCACUGUCUUUCAGUAG